AUGGCAGGUGAGAUGUCCCGGAUUUGGCCUGUGGCAUGGACCACGGACCAGCAGGAAGUUGUCCUCGAAGUUCCUGACGAAUCGGGGAAAGGGAGCACGGACAGUGAGAAGACCACACUCCGACAACUUCUACAGGAACUUGAGGAUGCUGGGAUCACGGAUACAACGUUGAACUCCCAUGACAUGCAUGCCCCGCAUGCUGCUGAAGUUGGCCAAGGUCCUCAGCCAUACCUUGUCAAACCAAAGCCGACCAUGAUGUAUUUCGGCUUCACAGAGUGCACCAGCAACUACAAGUACACGAAUGCAGCUUCCAUCUUCACAGCCGCCGAACUUGAUGCCUCCAAAUCCCUCUUGAAGGCUUGGCGUGUGAUCUACACCAAAGAAAUCUCGCCUCGCAAACCGCUCUACUUCUUCAAAGAUGACUUGGAGAUGGAUGCAGGGCAUGUUGUCAGAUUGGUCUGA
Messenger RNA from Cladocopium goreaui, 462 nucleotides. NCBI's taxonomy places the organism in Eukaryota, Dinophyceae, Suessiales, Symbiodiniaceae. The record is from the annotation of a GenBank genome assembly.